This is a messenger RNA of Medicago truncatula (barrel medic), 2026 nucleotides long. RefSeq names its product BTB/POZ domain-containing protein At3g19850. The transcript has 4 exons. NCBI's taxonomy places the organism in Eukaryota, Viridiplantae, Streptophyta, Magnoliopsida, Fabales, Fabaceae. The coding region runs from base 93 to 1679 and encodes 528 amino acids. The record is from RefSeq and is a predicted model, not a curated record.
UGAACAAUUUAUUUGGUAUAGACUUGACAUGAAGCACACUCUUCCAUAUAAAAACAAUGAACUGUCUUUGGCAUGGAUAGGAGAUAGCAGCUAUGUCAAAAUUCUAUGACAUGCAAAUCCACAUUAAUGAUGAGGAAAUAUUCUUUAUACACGAGAAGUUGAUAUCAAAAUAUUGUGGAAAAUUGAAGAAAAUGUUAAAUGAUGAAAGGAGAAUAUUUCAUAUCAAUGAUUUUCCUGGAGGAUCAUAUGGAUUUGAGUUAGCUUUGAAAUUUUGUUACAACAAUGGCAAAAUCACCAUUAAUGCAUCCAAUGUUCUUAUCCUUCAUUGUUGUGCUCAUUAUCUUGAAAUGAGUGAAGAAGUUUGUAGCAACAAUCUCUUGCAACAAACACAAACAUUUCUUGAUGGAAUCUAUGAUUGGAAAUGGAAUGAAAUAAUAGUAAGUCUCAAGUGUUGUGAAUGUGAGAAAUUUUAUACAUAUGCAAAUAGCUAUGGUAUUUUGGAGAAGAUUAUUUGUGUAUUAUUAGCAAAGUUGGUUCAAAAUUCUGAUUUCAAUUUCAUCACUUCCUCAUCUUCAUCUUCAAUAUCUUCUCCGGAAAGUAAUUUUGCGAAGAAACUCUCUUUUUCGACCAAAGUUUCUUCUCCAAAGAAAAUUGUUCCGGACUGCGCUGAGAUCCAACUAGGGUCAAUAAUAAAGUCAAGUUCUCCCAACAAAGUUUGGUGGUUUGAGGAUUUGUCUACAUUACCACCAAAGAUUAUUGAGAAGUUUCUUAAGGGUAUUGGAGCUUAUAAAAGUGAUAACAAAAAUUUAAUUGUCACAAGAUUUCUUCUUUAUUACAUGAAAAAAAUUACUCCAAAUUGCAAAAGUAUUAGUGAGUAUGCAAGUCUUGGAGAAACAGCUGCUCAUGGAGUCAUAAAUGUUGGUGACAAGAAUUUUUCAUGUAGAGGCCUUUUUUGUGUGCUAAGGAUUUUAUCAAAGUUUGGAAUAAGUAAAGAUUGUAGAAAUGAAAUGGAGAAAUUGAUAGGUGGAAUGUUUGAUAAAGCAACAUUGGAUGAUCUACUAGUUUGUGGACAUGACAUGGGACUUUAUUAUGAUGUUAGUUUUGUGGUAAGGUUGAUUAAAGUAUUUGUUGGUAUCAAUGAAAAUGAUGUAGAGAAAAUGAAAAAAGUUAGUGGAUUAAUUGACAAGUAUUUGAUAGAAAUAUCUCCUGAUCAGAACCUUGAGAUCUCUAAAUUCCUAGAAGUUGUAGAAUGUUUGCCUGAUUUUGCAAGGGAUUGCUUUGAUGGGGUCUAUAGAGCCAUUGACAUCUACCUUGAGUCUCAUCCAAUGAUUGCAUUUGAGGAGAGUUCAAGAUUGUGUAGAUGUCUUAAUUACAAUAAACUAACCUUUGAAGUUUGUAAAGAUCUUGCCAAGAACCAAAGAAUACCUCCAAGGAUUGCAAUGCUGGCACUUAUGUCUCAACAAAAAAAUGUUCCACCCUGUGAUUAUGCAAUUGAUGAAAGUGAAAUGAGCCCUUCACAAAUCAUUUUGUACCAUCAAGAUAAGAAUGACAACUUCUUGGAAGAUAAAGAAGAUAUGAGAAUAAACCUUGAGAGAAUGCAAUGGAGAGUUAGGGAAUUGGAGAAAUUAUGCAUGGAAAUGAAAGUUCAGAUCACAAAGCUCAAUGGCUAUAAUGUAUAGAUUUUUCAGUCUAUUACUAUCCAAGAUAUAUUUAUCUCUUUGAAUUGUAAAAAAGCUGCAUUAUUUUGGGGAUUAAGGUGUUUAUAGUGGUAGACUAGUUUGUGAAUCUAUCCAAGCUACAUUUUGUACAGAUUGAAUGUGUUUUCUUAGUCCCCAUUUGGAUUGAGCUUAUUUUGAACUUAUGAAAAAUAGCUUAUGCAAAUAAAUAAACUUUUAUAUUAAUUCAUAACUUCUCACUAACGAAAACUUUAUCUUCAUAAGUUGUUUUUUCAUAAACUACCUUAACAAGCUCAUGAAUAAUAUAUAAAAGCUUAUUUAUUUGCAUCAGCCGUUUUGCAUAACCUCAA